Messenger RNA from Caenorhabditis angaria, 3898 nucleotides. The record is from the annotation of a GenBank genome assembly. NCBI's taxonomy places the organism in Eukaryota, Metazoa, Nematoda, Chromadorea, Rhabditida, Rhabditidae.
AUGACUGUUGGAUUUGGUGAUUUGUACCCGAACGGAACUGUACAGUAUAUGAGUAUUUCGAUUGUUUUCAUAUUUAUUGGCCUUGUUUUAACGACUUUGGGUGAGUUCUCCGAGAGAAGUACACAAUUUUUUGCAAAAAAAAAUGCAAUUUUUCAGCCGUUGAUGUUAGUGGAAGUGUUUGCAUUGAUAAGAUUCAUUCGUUGGGACGUGGAUUUGAUGCGAUGAAAGUUUUGAAGGCGCUCAAAGAGAAGUGAGUUGGGAUUUUUGGCCGGAACUGUUGUUACCAUGAGAUUCAGCGUGAAAAAUUGAUCUAGAACUUUUUUUCCGGGGUGAAAAUGAGCGGCGGGAUCGAACUUGCGACCUGCAACCCGGUAGGCAAACGUCUAACCGGUUACACCACACAUUGCUAGGUGAAAGGUCGCAGGUUCGAGUCCCAGUGGGAACUGUUUGGAUUUUUUUUGCUGGGGGGAGGGUUUAGAGCCGAAAUUUUGAGUAGAACUUGCAAACUUGGCUCAACUGGUUAGCAUUUAACUUACAAGGUGAAAGGUCACAGGUUCGACUCCCGAUGGGAACUUUUUUGAAUUUUUUUUGCUUUAAAUAGUUCCUGGCUAAAAUUUUACGGAGAUUUCUAAAAAUAAGCUCCAAACAAAUUUUUUUCAGCCAAAAGGUCCCAGUUCGAAUCCGCAUGGGAACUUUUUUUGAAAAAUUUCCAGGGCUCAAAUUUCACUAAAAAUCCAAAAAUUUCCAUGAAAAUGAUCAGAAAAUCAAUUGCCACGUGGAUUUUCUCAGGUCCAAAAAAAUGACCUCCACGAAAUUUGCGGUAGGCAAACGUCUAACCGGUUACACCACACAUUGCUAGGUGAAAGGUCGCAGGUUCGAGACACAGUGGGAGCUAUUUGGAUUUUUUUUUUUGAGGAAAAGGGUUCAGGGCUGAAAUUUUGAAUAGAACUCUUUGCUCAACUGGUUAGCAUUUAACUUACAAGGUGAAAGGUCACAGGUUCGAUCCCCACCGGGAACUUUUUUGAAUUUUUUUUCUCGAAAUAGUUCCUGGAUAAAAUUUUAAGGAGAAUAAGCUCUAAGCGAAUUUUUUUCAGCCAAAAGGUCCCAGUUCGAAUCCCCAUGGGAACUUUUUUUUUGAAAAAUUUCCAGGGCUCAUAUUUCACUAGAAAUCUAAAAAUUUUCAUGAAAAUGAUCAGAAAAUCGAUUGCCACGUGGAUUUUCUCAGGUCCAAAAAAAAUGACCUCCACGAAAUUUGCGUUCCGAAAAACUAUGUUAUGUUUUUUGCGGCCUGCCACUUGAAAAAGAUGACCACAAGGUCAACCCAUCCUUUUUUCUUGGUAAAUUUUCCCAAAAAAAAUUGUCUUCUCUCUCUGUCUUAUUUUCUUUUAAUAAAUUUAAAGGGUCAAGGAAAUGAAGAAAACCAGACAGUUAUCAUGCAAAAUACAUUUUUUUUGUCCAUAGUCAACUUGUUUUUUUUUCGAGAUUUUUUGGUGUUGGCCAUGGUUAAUUAGGUCAUUUUCGCGGAGAUUUUGAUCUAUAACAUUACAAUUUUCCCUAUUCUCUCAUCCAAUUUCAUUUGUGUGUUGUUUUUCCAAGAAUUUUCCCAUAGUUCCUGGUUAUUUUUAUGCAUUUUCUUGUCAAUUUUCGAGAUCUACACAAAAUCUCAGCCCAGAAACCCUAUUUUUUCCCAAAAAAUUUCAAAAGUUCCCAGUGGGGAUCGAACCUGUGACCUUUCACUUGGUAAUUUAGUAGCUAACCAGUUGAGCCAAAUUUGUUCUUUGUGUUUUUGGGGAAUUUUUUUCAAAAUCUAUAUUUUUUAUGCAAAAAUUUGGAAUCUUUGUGAAAUUUCAACCCAGGAACCUUUUUUUCCUACUCGAAAAAUUAAAAAAAAAAAAUUAAAAGUUCCCAGUGGGUCUCGAACCUAUGACCGUUCACCUGGUAAUUUAGCAGCUAACCAGUUGAGCCAAAUCUGUUCUUUUUGGUUUUUUCGGGAUUUUUUUUUCAAAAUCUAUCUUUUUUUAUGCAAAAAUUUGGAAUCUUUGUGAAAUUUCAACCCAGGAACUUUUUUCUUCAAAAAUUUAGAAAAAAUUUCAAAAGUUCCCAGUGGGACUCGAAACUGUGACCCUUUACUUGGUAAUUUAGCAGCUAACCAGUUGAGCCAAAUCUGUUCUUUGUGUUUUUUGGGAUUUUUUCUCAAAAUCUAGCUGAAUUUUUAUUUUUUUAAAGUUCCAUGUGGGAUUUGAACCUGCACAAAAAUCCACGUGGCACACGAUUUUCUGCUCAUUUUUAUGAGUUUUCUUGUCAAUUUUCGAGAUCUACACAAAAUUUGAGCCCAGGAACUUUUUUCCUACCAGAAAAAAAAAAGUUCACACGGGGUCUCGAACCUGUGACCCUUCACCUGGUAGUUUAGCAGCUAACCAGUUGAGCCAAAUUUUCAAAAAUUCCGUUCUCAUUUCAAAAUUCUAUCGAUUUUUUCGCGUUCUGACCGAUUUCAAGAUAAAAAUGUCCGCAAAGUUUAAUUGACCUUUGAAGAAAAUUUUUCUGGCGAUAAAAAUCUUUUUAUUUUUUUGAAAAUUUGAUUUUUGUCUGAAAUUCAGGCGAAAUUUCACAUUUUGAGCCAGAUUUUUGAAAUCUGCGCGAAAUUUCGAUCAAAAACGCGUUGAUUUGGCUCAACUGGUUGGCUCAUAAUUUACCAGGUGAAAGGUCACAGGUUCGAGCCCCACUGGGAACUUUUGAAGUUUUUUUUCGAAGGGGAAAAAAGCUGCUGGGCUGAAAUUUUGUGCAGAUCUCGAAAAUCCACCUGAAAACUUUUGAAAAUAUACCAAUUGGAAGGUCACAGGUUCGAGCCCCACUGCGAACUUUUUUUCAAAUUUUUAUAUGUUUUUUUCUCCAGUUUCCUGGACCCAAAUUUUACCAGGAUUUCAAAUUUUCGAAUGAAAAUCCUGGCAUUUCAAGGCGAAACUGGAUUUCUGUCAAUUCAUCCAGAAAAAUAUACAUACAUACAUAAUUAUACUACUAGUAAAAUGUUUUUCUUGUUUUGUGUUCAAAUCCACUUUUUCUCAUUUCUUGCAGUGUUCGUCAAAAAAGCGAAGAGGCUGCGCGAAAAGGGGCGGAGCUUCGACAAAAAAACAAGCAGCAGCAGCAGCAGAAGAAUUUUGUUGAUCUACCGCGUUGGUUUGCCUAUGUGCCCAAGGACGCCUUAACUAUUCCAUAUAUCGAUGAAUCAGCAAGGUUUGUGGGGUUUUUGGGGAAUUUUAGACGGGAUUUUUGAAUUCUACGUGAAAUUUUGGGCCGGGGACUUUUUUUCUGAUAUUUUUUGUGAAUUUUUAACCCAAACUUGAAAACUAGCAAUUUUGAGCCCUUGCCACGUGAAUUUUCAGAUUCCCCGUGAAAUUCUGACCCGGAAAAACCCUACCAUCAAAAAGAUCUGGCAAUUUUUCACUAGCGGGAUUGAACCCGCCACCUGUAGAUUGCUAAAUUAAUCUUUAACCAGCUGAGCCAGAUUUUCGCCGGGUGAAAGGUCGCGGGUUCGAUUCCUCGUGCCCGCUGAACAUUUUUUUUUCAAAAAUGUAUCUAGGGUUUAAUUUCACGGGGAAUCUGAAAAUCCACGUGGCAUUGGCUGAAAAUGGCUAGGAAAUUCGAAAAAAAUAAAGCCACGUGUCAAAAAAUUUUCCCAAAACAAAUUUUGUUUAUGUAAUUUGAUAUACCGAUUUUUCGAGGCGUCCCAGAAAAAGUUUUCAUUUUUUUUCGAAAAAAAAGUUUUUUAUUCAUAAAUUAUUCAACGAAUGUUAAUUAAGGGUAGGUCAAAAUGACGAUGUUUUUGGCGCGAAAAAAAACCACGUGGCGCGAAAAUUAUCGAUUUUUUUGCAGGACAACGUCUACUCGUACAAGUUUGUGA